This is a messenger RNA of Lolium perenne, 1049 nucleotides long. RefSeq lists its product as uncharacterized. The record is from RefSeq and is a predicted model, not a curated record. Lineage: Eukaryota; Viridiplantae; Streptophyta; Magnoliopsida; Poales; Poaceae.
CCACGCGUCCUCUCAACUUUCCGUUUUGCUUCUUAUCUCUCCCUGCCUUGCUCCAGCUCUUCCCCUCUCGUCCUAUUCUCCUUCUCCCCUGACACAACUCAGAGGGAGAGAGAGACAAGGCGAGGAGAAGCGGCGGCCAUGUCUGGACAGGUGAGCGAGACCGAUCUCGGAAUCGUCCUCUUGCAGGCCAUGCUCGCCGCCAAGAACAUCCGCCCCCAGCGCGACCGCCUCCUGCAGCUCCGCCGCCGGCUGGAGCAGCUCAGCCUCAGCCCCGGCGACGACCGCGCGGACAGGAUCAAGAAGCUCGCCCGCGACCUCUUCGACGUCUACUUCAUCGGCAUCGAGUACGGCGCGCGCGUCCUCGCCACCUGCCUCAAGCUGGCAGUCCAGCACGGCGCCCGCUUCGCCGUCAACCUCGCCUUCACCGCCAUGCCCGACGAGCAGCUCCACGACGCGCUUCUCGCCCAGCGUCUCCCCGCGCGCCCGACCACCCAGGCUGAGGCCUUCUCCCGCGUCGAGAUGACCUUGAACGCCGUCAAGGUUAUCCAGGACCACCACAUCCCGCGCUGCAUCGAGCACCUCGUCGGCGAACGCCCGCCCACCGUCUUCGCUAUCUACAGUGGCCAGGCCAAGACCGACUCCUCGGACAAGGCCCCGACUGCCGCCACUCCCGUGGACCUGUACAAGGCGCGCGACUACCUCGACCGGGCCAUCACCCUCGCGGACCUCGCCGUCAAGCACAUCGACCUCGCCGUCGUCGUCAUCUCCAGGUUCAUGGACCCCAAGAAGGUCGCCAGCCAUGCCGAGUACACCGACAAACGCGCAUACAUCUCUGAGAAGGGACCUUAUCCAUCAGACUGAGCCAUGAUUCAACGACGUGCUUCACCUGUUCGAGGAUGUCAAGCGAUGAAGGGGGUGGGAUCCCUUGCAUUGUUGAUGAAAGCUGUUUAAUUUAGCUAUGAUUUCUGUUUUCAAAGUUGCAACUCUAUAUUUCAGUUCUGUUCGGUUAGAUUAAGAUCUGCUACUAUCUAGGGCGUGUUCGGAAGCCU